Molecule: messenger RNA, 14106 nt
Organism: Phlebotomus papatasi
Lineage: Eukaryota; Metazoa; Arthropoda; Insecta; Diptera; Psychodidae
Gene: Sdb
Product: titin
Exons: 8
Coding region: 815-13837 (4340 amino acids)
Biological process (GO): microtubule anchoring
Cellular component (GO): ciliary basal body; centriole; cytoskeleton
Molecular function (GO): microtubule binding
Source: RefSeq, a predicted model, not a curated record
CAGAGGCCCCAACUGAAUGACUUCAACGGAAGAGCACGGAAAAAGCUCAGUCUACUGCUGAAAGUGCUUCAUGUCGUGCUCAUCAUUUUUUUAUCACAUAUAUAACACUGCUUCCAUACGAUUCUUGUGUGCCUUCAUCAAUUGCCCCCCCUCAGACCCAUUCCAUUGAGGAUUAACCCAGUGAAAUCACCCUAAGAACAAUUCCCUCCAAUAAAGGCAUUGGCCCCUUUGUGUUCAAAAUUCCGGCAGGUGCUAAGGGACACUCAUACGAAAAAAAAGUACCGGUAAAGGUGAACUUUUCGCAAUGCUAAACGCGCCACUCAAAUCAAAAUUCCACUAAAAGUGCUCAAAAGUGGCCAAUUUGUGAUAAAAUAUCGCAAGUGUUUGCUCAAAAACGUGAAGUCAACAUCACCUUAUAAAUAUAAAAUCAACAUACGGCCUUUCUCGACCUUACGUAAUCGCCGAGCCAUCAAGUGAACCAACCAUCGGAGUUUAAACUGAAAGUGUGUGUGCCAUUUACAUUCAAAUUAUAAUCUCUCUCUCCAUACAAAAUUCUCGCUAAAUAUUCUCUGUUCCUGUGGACAAAAAGUGCCAGUUCCCACCCAAAAAAACCUCCCAAGGAAUGUUGAGGAAAGAGUGAUGUUUGAGGAAAGCCUUCACUGACCUCAUCCUUCACUACUUCGCUUCAGUGACCUCCUUCAGGAGAGACAAAGACACCUGAGAGAGACUGUUUAGUGCAUUAGUUUUUUUUUAAAUCUUUUGUUCCCGCUUGUUUUUCCAACAAAAAGAUCCCUGUGAUUUGGAUAAUGCAAAGAUGGUGCUAGAAAAAAGCCAGAAAAAGACAUCUUCUCAGGGGAAAACCUCUGUUAAGACGUCCAAAACUUCGUCAUCGACACAGAAGUCAUCAAAGAUCGUAUCCUCCUCCAGUGGUGGGAGUGUCAGGAUCGAGGAGAGUACCCACGAUACCCCAGAUACAUCCUUAACAUCGUACAUUGUGAGUGAGGAGGUGAUUGACCGAAAGCCCAAGGAGCACAUUAUCUUUGGAGGAACACAGAUCACAGAAGUUGGCUCUGUGCUUGGCAAGAGUGAAGAUGGCGGAAAAAUUACGGAGAAAUCCAUCAUCCGUGAAUCACCUGGAGUGUCCACAUUCACAAAAGUUGAAUCUGGAUCAUCUUCCAUGAGGAGUAGCACUCAGAAAUCAUCAUCCAGCAGCUAUGCUGUUGAGAUCAUUGAUGGUAAAGAGGUAGUGAAGGAUGCUCAGUCGAGAGAAUGGGGUUCCAGUGAUACCCAAAGUCGUGCUGAGGAAUUCAAGUCAGUGUCUGGGACUGGGAUAAAGUCAGAGACUCAGUAUGCUGCUAAAUCCGAUAAGGAUUCCAUAAAGUAUGACACAGGGAAGGCUGGUGCGAAGCCACUCUUUGAUCGUGUCCUCGAGACUGAAGAACGCCUUGUGGAACAAGUUGGAAAGGAAAAACCCAUAGAUUACCAUUCCCAGAGUACACAGUAUGAGACCUAUGAUCCAGCAACUAAGAGGAUCAUCUCCCGAGGUGGAGAUAGCCAGACUAAUCUCUCUGAAGGCAAAACGAUCCAUAGUAUCGAUUCUACAAAACUCCAGACAGCUACCAAGGGAGACAAGAUGGCAAUUUCUGUGGCUGCCCUCGACGGCAAGACUUCCUCAGUUGAUCGACUGACCGCAGAGAAUGUGGAGAUCUUCAAUAGCAGUCUGGAGAAGAAGAGUCAAGCUCAAAGUACCAGUAAGAGUACUAAAACCGCAACGGUGAUAACGGAGGAACGCAGAAGCAGUUUUGAUGAUGCUGCUUCCAGCAAUACCUUCAUCAUUGAGGAGAGAGGUCAACAGGAAAGACAAUCUGCGGUCACUGAUAGAAAUCAGAGCUCAUGGGAUGGCAAGUUCAUUUAUGAGAAACCACAAAUUGUCACCAGCAGCACCAGCAGUAGCUACCAGACUCGAGAUAAUGUUGCAGAUGCAACAACAACUUACAAAACUAAAGUCUGGGAUGACAAAACCAAGGCUUGGAGAGUGGUUAAUGAGACCACUGUCAAUGAGAAGGAUGCGAUGCUGGAGACAAGUCAUCGGUUUAAUGAUCAACCAGAAAGUAAGAUGAGGAGUACAACGUCAACCAGAGAAGUCUUAGAUAGUCGUGGACAAACUUCCAGUAAAGAAAUCACACAAAAUCGUGAUCAAACAUCCAAGAAACAAGUAACGGAUACUCGUACUCAGACAUCGAAGGAUAUCUCACAAAAUCGAGGACAGACAUCCAGCAAAGAUAUCACAGAAGUUCGUGGACAAUCUUUAAAAAGUGAUGUUUCAGAAAUUCGUGAUCAGUCUCUGACUCAGUCGUCGAAAAGUGAAAUGAAAAGUUCAAGUACUUCUCAAACAAAGUCAUCAUCAGCGGUUAAGGAAACCAAUAAGAGCUCAACAGAAAGCGUAAGCAAAUCUUCAAGUAAAGUCCAACAGCAAGUUUACGAUGAGAAGACCAAAACCUGGCAAGAAGUCAAUGAGAAAACGCUGAAGAGCAAGCGUCCUUCGAUCGUUCGUUACGUCAGUCAGGAAAGCGAUGGAUCAUACACUACGAUCUACAAGAGGAAGAUCUUCGAUGCUAGGACCAAACAGUGGAAAGUUGUGGAUGAGAAAGUGUUCAAGGAUCGGAGACCUCAUGAUACAAUUCCUGAAUAUCCUAUUGAUGACACAACCAAUCGAACUACAACAACUUACACAACGAAAGUCUACGACACGAAAACUGGCACGUGGAAGGUGGUAGAUGAGCAAAGUUUUACUGACACCGACACUUUCAUCCCAAAAGACAUUGUCCAGGAAAUUGAGAGGGAUCACCCUGAUUUGGCCAACAUCACAACAACCACAGAAAUUACAAAGAUCUUUGACGCCACAACCAACACUUGGCGAGUGAUCGAUGAGAAAACCUCAACAGAUGUCCUCGAGAGAAUCAUUCAGGGACCACAGCGCACAAAGGAUAUAUAUGUGCAGAAUAUAACGGAUAUUGAUAAAUAUAAAUCUGUUAAGGAUUCCACUGAAACUAACAUUGAUAUUUCAAACAGAACUGAUAUAACAGACGUGACUAAAAGGACAAUAGAUGAAUUGGACAUCAAUAAAUUGGGGAUCACGGAAAACUUGCAAAGAAAUAAGGAUACCGUAAAGAAAACAAGUGUUUUAGAUGAUGUUUCAGACAAUCGGAUCAUCAGAGAAGAGAUAGAUAUUGAGCGAAAAACCAUAAAUGAUACGAUCACUGAUCAUACAUCAAGAGACUCGAAAAUCACACAGUCAACGACAAAAACUGGAGGUCAGAGUAAAUAUGAGGAAAUUACCAAGAGUGAUGUCAUCAAGAUUUCAGAUAAAGUGUCACGAGAUUCUGCACGGAAUUUAAUUAACAAAGAACAGUGUAUCUGUGAAAUUUGUACAUGUGGCCGCCACAGUUGCGUUCACAAGACAGAAGAUCACAUUGUAAUCACAGAAGACAAAAGAAUCGAAAAUCAAACGGCUUACAAUCAAGACUUUGUGAAAAAGCACGUUGAUAAGUACACUGAUAUCCGAGAAAUAGUAAAGAAGCCACAAGAUAACUUGAAACUCGAAGGAGAUUUUCAGGAAUAUCGCAAAGUGAUAGAUGAGCACAAAAUCGUUAAAGGCGAACGAGCUGAUGUUAUUCGAAGAAAGGAUAAUCUAACAACAACUGGUGAAUUUACAGACAUCACUACUGCAAGAACUGACUUCACCGAUUACACCAUAGAAAGAGAACGCGUUUCUCCAAUUCGUCGGAAUACUUACACAAAGAUCGAAGGAGACUUUGACUUUACAACGACCAAUCAAACUGAGUUCAUUGACAAGGAAAUUCACUAUCAACGACCAAGGAAGAGAACUUGGACAAAGGACGAUGUGGAGAAGUUCUACUCUCAAACAGAUGUGACUAGCCAAACAACGAACCAAGAACAAUAUCGUGCUAUUAAGGACACAAAAGACAUAAGGCAUGAGAAGAAAAAGCCCCAAGACAACCUACGUCCCGAAGGAGAGUUCUACACACCAGAAAAGCCUGGAUACAGACCAGCUGAGAGACCGAAACAAGUCCGACCUGAAGAUAACUUGCGUCCCGAGGGAGACUUUGAACGUCCAACAAAGUACCAACCAGCCCCAGGAGAAAAAAGGACCCCUAUUAAACAUGGUGAUAAUCUUAAACCUGAAGGUGAUUUUGAUCGUCCUGAGAAACCUGGGUACCGGCCAGCAGAACGACCUCAACAAGUUAGACACCAUGAUAAUCUGCGCCCUGAGGGAGAAUUCUAUACUCCAGAAAAACCAGGAUACCGUCCAGCAGAAAGACCUAAACAAGUUCGUCCUGAGGAUAAUCUCAAACCUGAAGGAGAUUUUCAAAGGCCGCAGAAAUCAGAAUUCAAACCAGCAGAGCGUCCUCAACAAAAAAGACCAGAGGAUAACCUUCGUCCUGAAGGUGACUUUGAACGUCCUACGAAGUAUCAACCGUCUCCGGCUGAGAAGAGGACUCCUAUUCGUCAUGGAGACAAUCUGAAACCAGAAGGAGAUUUCGAACGUCCCGAAAAACCUGGGUACCGUCCUGCUGAAAGACCUCAACAAGUCAAGCCUGAGGACAAUCUCCGUCCCGAAGGAGAGUUCUACACUCCUGAGAAACCAGGUUACCGUCCUGCUGAAAGACCCAAACAAGUCAGACCUGAAGAUAAUCUGAAACCUGAAGGAGAUUUCCAAAGGCCAGAGCGCUCAGAAUUCCGACCAGCUGAACGUCCUCAGCAGAAGAGGCCAGAGGACAACCUUCGUCCAGAAGGAGACUUUGAACGUCCUGUACGGUUCCAACCAUCUCCAGGUGAGAAGAGAACUCCAAUUCGUCAUGGAGACAAUUUGAAACCAGAAGGAGAUUUUGAACGUCCCGAAAAACCUGGGUACCGCCCUGCUGAGAGACCUCAACAAGUCAGGCAUGACGACAAUCUCCGUCCUGAAGGUGAAUUUUACACUCCUGAGAAACCAGGUUAUCGUCCUGCUGAAAGACCCAAACAAGUCAGACCUGAAGACAAUCUUAAGCCAGAGGGGGAUUUCCAAAGGCCGGAACGACCUGAAUUCAGACCGGCUGAACGUCCUCAACAAAAGAGACCGCAAGACAAUCUGCGUCCAGAAGGUGAUUUUGAGCGCCCGGCUAAGUACCAACCAUCUCCGGCAGAAAAAAGAACACCAAUUCGUCAUGGAGAUAAUUUGAAACCAGAAGGAGAUUUCGAACGUCCCGAGAAGCCUGGGUACCGACCUGCUGAAAGACCUCAGCAAGUCAAGCACGAGGACAAUCUCCGUCCCGAAGGACAGUUCUACACUCCUGAGAAACCAGGUUAUCGUCCAGCUGAAAGACCCAAACAAGUCAGACCAGAAGAUAACCUUAAACCAGAGGGAGAUUUCCAGAGGCCAGAGCGCCCAGAAUUCAGACCAGCUGAACGUCCUCAGCAGAAGAGACCAGAGGACAACCUUCGUCCAGAAGGAGACUUUGAACGUCCAGUAAAAUCACAACCAUCUCCAGCUGAAAAGAGGACUCCAAUUCGUCAUGGAGACAAUCUGAAACCAGAAGGAGACUUCGAACGUCCCGAGAAGCCUGGGUACCGUCCUGCUGAGAGACCGCAACAAGUUAGGCAUGAGGACAAUCUCCGUCCCGAGGGAGAGUUCUACACUCCUGAAAAGCCAGGUUAUCGUCCUGCUGAAAGACCUAAACAAGUCAGACCAGAAGAUAAUCUCAAACCUGAAGGAGAUUUCCAGAGGCCAGAGCGCCCAGAAUUCCGACCAGCUGAACGUCCGCAACAGAAGAGACCAGAGGACAACCUUCGCCCAGAAGGAGACUUUGAACGUCCUACGAAGUAUCAACCGUCUCCGGCUGAGAAGAGGACUCCAAUUCGUCAUGGAGAUAAUCUGAAACCAGAAGGAGACUUCGAACGUCCCGAGAAGCCUGGGUACCGUCCUGCUGAGAGACCGCAACAAGUUAGGCAUGAGGACAAUCUCCGUCCCGAGGGAGAGUUCUACACUCCUGAAAAGCCAGGUUAUCGUCCUGCUGAAAGACCCAAACAAGUCAGACCAGAAGAUAAUCUCAAACCUGAAGGAGAUUUCCAAAGGCCAGAGCGUCCAGAAUUCCGACCAGCUGAACGUCCACAGCAGAAGAGACCAGAGGACAACCUUCGCCCAGAAGGAGACUUUGAACGUCCUGUGAAACCACAACCGUCUCCAGCUGAAAAGAGGGCUCCAAUUCGUCAUGGAGACAAUCUGAAACCAGAAGGAGAUUUUGAACGUCCUGAAAAGCCUGGGUACCGUCCUGCUGAAAGGCCUCAACAAGUUAAGCAUGAGGACAAUCUUCGUCCUGAAGGUGAAUUCUACACUCCUGAGAAACCAGGUUAUCGUCCUGCUGAAAGACCGAAACAAGUCAGACCAGAAGACAACCUUAAACCAGAGGGAGAUUUCCAGAGGCCAGAGCGCCCAGAAUUCCGACCAGCUGAACGUCCUCAGCAGAAGAGACCAGAGGACAACCUUCGCCCAGAAGGAGACUUUGAACGUCCUGUGAAACCACAACCAUCUCCAGCUGAGAAGCGUGCUCCAAUUCGUCAUGGAGACAAUCUGAAACCAGAAGGAGACUUCGAACGUCCUGAAAAACCUGGGUACCGUCCUGCUGAGAGGCCGCAACAAGUAAAGCACGAGGACAAUCUCCGUCCCGAGGGAGAAUUCUACACUCCUGAGAAACCAGGUUAUCGCCCUGCUGAAAGACCCAAACAAGUCAGACCAGAAGAUAAUCUCAAACCUGAAGGAGAUUUCCAAAGGCCAGAGCGCCCAGAAUUCCGACCAGCUGAACGUCCUCAGCAGAAGAGACCAGAGGACAACCUUCGCCCAGAAGGAGACUUUGAACGUCCUGUGAAACCACAACCAUCUCCAGCUGAAAAGAGGGCUCCAAUUCGUCAUGGAGACAAUCUGAAACCAGAAGGAGACUUCGAACGUCCCGAGAAGCCUGGGUACCGUCCUGCUGAGAGACCGCAACAAGUUAGGCAUGAAGACAAUCUCCGUCCCGAAGGAGAGUUCUACACUCCUGAAAAGCCAGGUUAUCGUCCUGCUGAAAGACCUAAACAAGUCAGACCAGAAGAUAAUCUGAAACCUGAAGGAGAUUUCCAAAGGCCAGAGCGUCCAGAAUUCCGACCAGCUGAACGUCCUCAGCAGAAGAGACCAGAGGACAACCUUCGCCCAGAAGGAGACUUUGAACGUCCUGUGAAACCACAACCGUCUCCAGCUGAAAAGAGGGCUCCAAUUCGUCAUGGAGAUAAUUUGAAACCAGAAGGAGAUUUCGAACGUCCUGAGAAGCCUGGGUACCGUCCUGCUGAGAGACCUCAGCAAGUCAAGCAUGAGGAUAAUCUUCGUCCCGAAGGAGAACUUUACACUCCUGAGAAACCAGGUUAUCGUCCUGCUGAAAGACCGAAACAAGUCAGACCAGAAGACAACCUUAAACCAGAGGGAGAUUUCCAGAGGCCAGAGCGCCCAGAAUUCCGACCAGCUGAACGUCCUCAGCAGAAGAGACCAGAGGACAACCUUCGCCCAGAAGGAGACUUUGAACGUCCUGUGAAACCACAACCAUCUCCAGCUGAGAAGCGUGCUCCAAUUCGUCAUGGAGACAAUCUGAAACCAGAAGGAGACUUCGAACGUCCUGAAAAACCUGGGUACCGUCCUGCUGAGAGGCCGCAACAAGUAAAGCACGAGGACAAUCUCCGUCCCGAGGGAGAAUUCUACACUCCUGAGAAACCAGGUUAUCGUCCUGCUGAAAGACCCAAACAAGUCAGACCAGAAGAUAAUCUCAAACCUGAAGGAGAUUUCCAAAGGCCAGAGCGCCCAGAAUUCCGACCAGCUGAACGUCCUCAGCAGAAGAGACCAGAGGACAACCUUCGCCCAGAAGGAGACUUUGAACGUCCUGUGAAACCACAACCAUCUCCAGCUGAGAAGCGUGCUCCAAUUCGUCAUGGAGACAAUCUGAAACCAGAAGGAGACUUCGAACGUCCUGAAAAACCUGGGUACCGUCCUGCUGAGAGGCCGCAACAAGUAAAGCACGAGGACAAUCUCCGUCCCGAGGGAGAAUUCUACACUCCUGAGAAACCAGGUUAUCGCCCUGCUGAAAGACCCAAACAAGUCAGACCAGAAGAUAAUCUUAAACCUGAAGGAGAUUUCCAAAGGCCAGAGCGCCCAGAAUUCCGACCAGCUGAACGUCCUCAGCAGAAGAGACCAGAGGACAACCUUCGCCCAGAAGGAGACUUUGAACGUCCUGUGAAACCACAACCAUCUCCAGCUGAAAAGAGGGCUCCAAUUCGUCAUGGAGACAAUCUGAAACCAGAAGGAGACUUCGAACGUCCCGAGAAGCCUGGGUACCGUCCUGCUGAGAGACCGCAACAAGUUAGGCAUGAAGACAAUCUCCGUCCCGAAGGAGAGUUCUACACUCCUGAAAAGCCAGGUUAUCGUCCUGCUGAAAGACCUAAACAAGUCAGACCAGAAGAUAAUCUGAAACCUGAAGGAGAUUUCCAAAGGCCAGAGCGUCCAGAAUUCCGACCAGCUGAACGUCCUCAGCAGAAGAGACCAGAGGACAACCUUCGCCCAGAAGGAGACUUUGAACGUCCUGUGAAACCACAACCGUCUCCAGCUGAAAAGAGGGCUCCAAUUCGUCAUGGAGAUAAUUUGAAACCAGAAGGAGAUUUCGAACGUCCUGAGAAGCCUGGGUACCGUCCUGCUGAGAGACCUCAGCAAGUCAAGCAUGAGGAUAAUCUUCGUCCCGAAGGAGAACUUUACACUCCUGAGAAACCAGGUUAUCGUCCAGCUGAAAGACCGAAACAAGUCAGACCAGAAGACAACCUUAAACCAGAGGGAGAUUUCCAGAGGCCAGAGCGCCCAGAAUUCAGACCAGCUGAACGUCCUCAGCAGAAGAGACCAGAGGACAACCUUCGCCCAGAAGGAGACUUUGAACGUCCUGUGAAACCACAACCAUCUCCAGCUGAGAAGCGUGCUCCAAUUCGUCAUGGAGACAAUCUGAAACCAGAAGGAGACUUCGAACGUCCCGAGAAACCUGGGUACCGUCCUGCUGAUAGACCUCAACAAGUUAGGCAUGAGGACAAUCUCCGUCCCGAAGGUGAAUUCUAUACUCCUGAAAAGCCAGGUUAUCGUCCUGCUGAGAGACCUAAACAAGUUAGACCAGAAGACAACCUCAAACCAGAGGGAGAUUUCCAAAGGCCAGAGCGCCCAGAAUUCAGACCAGCUGAACGUCCUCAGCAGAAGAGGCCAGAGGACAACCUUCGUCCUGAAGGAGACUUUGAACGCCCUGUUAAACCACAACCAUCUCCAGCUGAAAAGAGGGCUCCAAUUCGUCAUGGAGAUAAUUUGAAACCAGAAGGAGAUUUCGAACGUCCUGAGAAGCCUGGGUACCGUCCUGCUGAUAGACCUCAACAAGUUAGGCAUGAGGACAAUCUCCGUCCCGAAGGUGAAUUCUACACUCCUGAAAAGCCAGGUUAUCGUCCUGCUGAGAGACCUAAACAAGUUAGACCAGAAGACAACCUCAAACCAGAGGGAGAUUUCCAAAGGCCAGAGCGCCCAGAAUUCAGACCAGCUGAACGUCCGCAACAGAAGAGGCCGGAAGAUAACCUUCGUCCUGAAGGAGACUUUGAACGCCCUGUUAAACCACAACCAUCUCCAGCUGAAAAGAGGGCUCCAAUUCGUCAUGGAGAUAAUUUGAAACCAGAGGGAGAUUUCGAACGUCCAGAGAAGCCUGGAUACCGUCCUGCUGAGAGGCCGCAACAAGUAAAGCACGAGGACAAUCUCCGUCCCGAGGGAGAAUUCUACACUCCUGAGAAACCAGGUUAUCGCCCUGCUGAAAGACCCAAACAAGUCAGACCAGAAGAUAAUCUCAAACCUGAAGGAGAUUUCCAGAGGCCGGAGCGCACAGAAUUCCGACCAGCUGAACGUCCUCAGCAGAAGAGGCCAGAGGACAACCUUCGCCCAGAAGGAGACUUUGAACGUCCUGUGAAACCACAACCAUCUCCAGCUGAGAAGCGUGCUCCAAUUCGUCAUGGAGACAAUCUGAAACCAGAAGGAGAUUUCGAGCGUCCCGAGAAGCCUGGGUACCGUCCUGCUGAUAGACCUCAACAAGUUAGGCAUGAGGACAAUCUUCGUCCUGAAGGAGAGUUCUACACUCCUGAAAAGCCAGGUUAUCGUCCUGCUGAAAGACCUAAACAAGUCAGACCAGAGGAUAAUCUCAAACCUGAAGGAGAUUUCCAAAGACCUGAAAAGACGGAGUUUAGACCGGCUGAACGUCCGCAGCAGAAGAGACCAGAAGACAACCUUCGUCCAGAAGGUGACUUUGAACGUCCUGUGAAGUCACAACCGUCUCCAGCAGAAAAGAGGGCUCCAAUUCGACACGGAGAUAAUUUGAAACCAGAAGGAGAUUUCGAACGUCCCGAGAAGCCUGGGUACCGUCCUGUUGAAAGGCCUCAACAAGUCAAGCAUGAGGACAAUCUUCGUCCCGAAGGAGAGUUCUACACUCCUGAAAAGCCAGGUUAUCGUCCCGCUGAAAGACCCAAACAAGUCAGACCAGAAGACAACCUUAAACCAGAGGGAGAUUUCCAGAGGCCAGAGCGUCCAGAAUUUCGACCAGCUGAACGUCCUCAGCAGAAGAGGCCAGAGGACAACCUUCGUCCUGAAGGUGACUUUGAACGUCCAGUCAAAUCACAACCAUCUCCAGCAGAAAAGAGGACUCCAAUUCGUCAUGGAGACAAUCUGAAACCAGAAGGAGACUUCGAACGUCCCGAAAAACCUGGGUACCGUCCUGCUGAGAGACCGCAACAAGUUAAGCAUGAGGACAAUCUUCGUCCUGAAGGAGAGUUUUACACUCCUGAAAAGUCUGGUUAUCGCCCGGCUGAAAGGCCGAAGCAAGUACGUCCAGAAGACAAUCUUAAGCCAGAGGGAGAUUUUCAGAGACCCGAAAAAGCUGAGUUCCGACCAGCUGAACGUCCUCAGCAGAAGAGGCCAGAGGAUAAUCUUCGUCCAGAAGGAGACUUUGAACGACCAACCAAGGCUCAGCCUUCACCAGGUGAAAAGCGAUCUCCAAUUCGUCAUGGUGAUAACUUGAAACCAGAAGGAGAUUUCGAGCGCCCCGAAAAGCCUGGAUAUCGUCCUGCUGAAAGGCCUCAACAAGUUAAGCAUGAAGAUAAUCUCCGUCCAGAGGGACAGUUUUAUACCCCUGAGAAACCAGGUUAUCGUUCUGCUGAAAGACCGAAGCAAGUACGUCCUGAAGAUAAUCUCAAACCCGAAGGAGAUUUCCAAAGACCUGAAAAGGCUGAAUUCAAACCUGCUGAACGUCCACAGCAAAAAAGACCAGAGGAUAAUCUUCGGCCUGAGGGUGAUUUUGAGCGGCCAACUAAGGCCCAACCAUCUCCAGGUGAGAAGAGAUCUCCAAUUCGUCAUGGAGAUAAUUUGAAACCAGAAGGAGACUUUGAACGUCCUCACAAACCAGGAUAUCGACCUGCCGAGCGACCAAAACAAGUCAAACAUGAGGAUAACCUUCGUCCGGAAGGAGAUUUCUAUACUCCAGAAAAACCAGGAUAUCGUCCUGCUGAAAGACCAAAGCAAGUCAAGCCUGAAGAUAAUUUGAAACCGGAAGGAAAAAUGAUCAUUGAAAGGGAAGAUCAGUAUAGUACCGUAAAGGGAGAUCGUUACGAUGUUGUGAAACGAACUGAUAAUCUUAGUAUGACUGGAGAGUUUAUUGAUAUGAAGAAGAAAGAUGAUUACUCCAUGACUAGAGGUGAAAGAGCUGAGGUUGUGACUCGGGAAGACAAUCUUAAAAUGAGUGGUGAAUUUACGUCUAAACGUUCUUCUGAUGACUAUAAAAGCGUACGAACUGAGAAAGUCGAAGUUGUUCGUCAUAAGGACAACUUGAGAUUGGAGGGUAACUUCGAGGAUCAUCAUCGUCGUGAUGACUUUACUGUUGUCCGUGGAGAGAGAGUAGAAGUGGUGAAGCAUCCUGACAAUCUUAGACCUGAAGGUACAUUUGAGAAGAGGGACCAGCCAAAGUUCACUCCUGUUGAGAAGAGGAAGCCAAUUAAACAGAACGACAACCUGAAACUGGAAGGUAGCUUCUAUAGGCCAGAAAAAUCACCCACUGAAAGGAAAGAUAGUCGUCCAACACCAAUUAAGCACAAAGAUAAUCUGAAGCUAGAAGGAGAGUUUGAUAAACCUGAAAAGAAACCAUACUCUCCAGCUGAAAGGCCUACUAUCAAGAAACCACAGGAUAAUUUGAAGGUUACUGGAGACUUUGAAGGAAAAACCACUCAACAAUCGGAAUUCCGUGUAGUUCGUGGUGAGAGAGCUGAUGUGAAAAGAGUGGAAGAUCAUCUUAAUGUUGGAUCAGGAACAAUGGAAACAACUACAACAUCUUCUUCAAGUUUCAAACAACAGAAGAAGUCCCAAGUGGUCAAACCAACAACAACGAAACAGAAUAUAUUGAAAUCUAAUAUAACUCUGGGAGAUGAUACUUCUGUUUCUAGGACAACUAAUCAGAUGAAUUACACAGAUGUCAGACAGAAAACUGCUAGUGAGAAGACGACCACAGUGAAGGAGGACACGUCAACGAAACAGGGUCUCCAAGAUGGAAUGAUUGUAGUUACAACGAAAAAGGUUACAACGGUUUUGGCUAAUGAGACUCCCAACGAAGUUCCAGUUACCGAAGUUAUCCACACUGAUAACAAGGUUAACGUGAGGCAGCAUGAAACAAAAUCCUCUUCAAAUGUGAACAUGAUCAAGCAGACAAAUGUAGUUAACAAAAGUGAAGCUAUCGAGGAAAUUCGAACUAAGAAAACUGAAACUGAGGCCAGGAAAGAGAGAAUCAUGCAAGCGAGGAUCGCUAAGGAAAAAUCUCUACAGGAAUCAUCUCAGAAGACUAAAAAUGUUAAUUUGAGGCAGACUGAUGUCCUGAACCAGAGAACAAUAAUUGACAAUGAGGAAAGAACUCGUGGGGGAUCCCAGUUCAUUUCCCGUCAGAGUGAUAUUAUCAACCAACAGCUGAAUCUGAGGAGUAACGACGAAGCUAUUCAUCACAGCCAUAAGCAAUCGAUGAGAAGCGAUCAUUCGGAUAGCAGAAUGUCCUGCAAUGAAAGCAGCGAGAAGCACUUGCAGGAGUCACAGCGUCGUAAUUAUGUGGCUGAAAAGAAUGCUGUUAAUACACAAUACCAUCGUCGGAAUGUCCUCUCAACGGAAGCUGAUGUUUCAAAUGCUGUCUUCCAUCGUAAAACAACAUCUUCAAAUGCCAACGAAGCCGUCCAGUCCACAAGUCUAAGCUCAACAGCUGCUAUUCAGAGGAAGAGUUUGUCGAAUCUUCAUGAUCAGUCUCUGUACUCAGCAUCUUCAACGGAACGCAAGAGUUACAGUUCCCUUCAUCGUCAGGGACGCGAACACGAUAUCAGAGGCAGUACUUGGGUCACACAUGUUGAACAGCCAAGUAGAGUUAGCCACAAGGACAACCUGAGUAUUGGAAAAGGAGAGUUCUAUGGACGAGUGGAAUCUAAGAGCUAUGGUAACUGGACAAGUUCAUCUGCAGCCGGAGUUAGAUCAUACGAAGCUCCCAUUACUAAACGCACCAUGAACUCCUCAAGCAUCUCCUUUGGGGACUCCUCCGGCUUCACUGGUUACCGGAAGGAGUACGUACGUGUCCAUGAGGGACCCUGUCCAGCCGUACACAUCGACAAGGGUGCUUUCAAACAUACACGCGAUACAAAGACGCACAAGUUCUACUUGCCCGUGACCAAGAAAUAAUCGUCCAUUCCACGCUUCUGCGAUACAAUUAGUUCCCCGCGUAGAAAAAUAAAAACAAAAGCAAUACUAUACACGUUUUGAUAACAGGUGCUCAGAAAGAGUCUACUCAAAUGUUCUACAAUAUAAUAUUAACAGAUUUUAUUAAUCAUUCCUUUUGCUAUUAACGUUGACUCUGUUGAACGAUUUUAACAAGUGUUUUAUGUCAGUUAAUUAACAUGUUAUUUUUCUAUGCAUUUAAUUGAAAUAAAAAGUAUUUUGCCAUUUUUGAA